This is a messenger RNA of Rosa rugosa (rugosa rose), 669 nucleotides long. RefSeq lists its product as uncharacterized. The coding region runs from base 1 to 669 and encodes 222 amino acids. The transcript is spliced from 2 exons. The record is from RefSeq and is a predicted model, not a curated record. NCBI's taxonomy places the organism in Eukaryota, Viridiplantae, Streptophyta, Magnoliopsida, Rosales, Rosaceae.
AUGUUUUAUGGAAUUGUAAGUGAUAUCUUGAGCCAAAGUGGAUUUAGCUGGGAUUCCUCAACACAAAUGAUAAGUGUCGAUGAAAACAGCAUAUGGGAAGAAUAUGUGAAGUCUCAUGAUGAAGCUGUAAGCUUUCGGUUUAAAAGAAUCCUAAAUUGGGAUGAUUUAGUUAAUUUGUGUGGCAAAGAUAGAGCCACUGGAGAGGGUGCUGAAACAGGUUUUGAAGCCACUGAGGUUAUGACUCCUCCUGCUAAUGAAGAUAGUCAUAUUGAUUUGGAAGGUGAUAACCAAGCAUCAGAAGAUAUUCACAUUAUUGAAGACAUUUCACCAAACCAAGCAAGUUCUCAGAAAAAGAGAAAUGAAGCUACAGUCUCUUCUAGUGUACCUCCUCCAAAGAGAAGAGUUACAACUAAAGAUGUCUUGGGUACUUCAGUGGAUAGAAUGACGUCAUCUUUUGAAGAACUCAUCUGUGCUACUACACAAAGUCUUGCCCCAAAAGAUGUAUUGACAGAAAUAAUGGCAAUACUAGAUCUUUCUAGAGAAGAACAAAUAAAAGCAUGCGCUUGGUUGAUAGAGAACGACAAACAAUUUCUCAUGCAUGUUGAAGGAAGUCCCAGUGGAAAUGAAAAAGACAUGAUGUUGAUGUUUAUUUCAGAUGGAUCUACAUAG